AUGGAGGGUGUCUCUCGUCAAAGCUCAAAGCUUCUCAGGCCCCGUGGUCAGCUGCCCCAGCGCCUUCCGCGCACCGCGACAUCCUUUGUCCAGCCCCAACGCCGAACGCUGUCAUACUCUCCCCGAAACCUCGCCCCCGAAUCAAUUUUCUCCAACCUGAAAGCUGGUGGUCCCUACAAUGAAGGUCCCACAAGCUAUUUCUCCAACCGAACGACCCUCCCCGCAAAUACCGUCGUGCGAUUCGUGCCCCAGCAGACAGCAUGGAUCGUCGAGCGCAUGGGUAAAUUCGACCGCAUCUUGGACCCCGGUCUGGCAAUCCUGGUGCCCUUCUUAGAUCGUAUCGCAUAUGUGAAGAGCUUGAAGGAGGCCGCCAUUGAGAUCCCCAGCCAAACCGCCAUCACUGCUGACAACGUCACCCUCGAGCUGGACGGUGUGUUAUAUACCCGCGUUUUUGACGCAUACAAGGCAAGCUACGGAGUUGAGGACGCAGAAUACGCCAUUUCGCAACUUGCACAAACGACCAUGCGAUCGGAGAUCGGUCAGCUCACUCUUGACCACGUUCUGAAGGAACGCGCCAACCUUAACGUCAACAUCACAAAGGCUAUCAACGAGGCCGCCCAGGAAUGGGGCGUUGUCUGUCUUCGCUACGAGAUCCGAGAUAUCCACGCACCCGAGAAGGUCGUUGCUGCCAUGCACCGCCAGGUCACUGCCGAGCGAUCCAAGCGAGCUGAGAUUCUCGAGUCAGAGGGUCAGCGCCAGAGCGCGAUCAACAUCGCUGAAGGUCGCAAGCAGUCUGUUAUCCUGGCUUCCGAGGCUUUGCGCGCUGAGCAAAUCAACCGCGCCUCCGGUGAAGCUGAAGCUAUUCAACUCAAAGCCGAGGCUACUGCUCGCGGUAUUGAUGCUGUGGCUCGGUCUAUUGAAGAAGGCGGCCAGAACGCCCACAAUGCCGUUAGCCUUAGCGUCGCCGAGAAGUACGUCGCGGCUUGGUCGAACCUGGCUCGUGAGGGUACUGCCGUCGUUGUCCCUGGAAACGUGGGUGACAUGGGUGGCAUGAUUGCCAAUGCGAUGGCUGUCUACGGCAAAGUCAGUGAGACACAGGCUCGCGGUCUAGCGAAGAAGGCUCUUGGAGCCGAGGCUUCUCAAUCGCCUGAGGUCGCGCAACAAUCGGUGGAUGAGAACGCUUCUGUCCAGACAGAAACGCCCGACGUUGCGUCACAAACUGUGACUGAGGGAUUUGAUGCGGUUCGCGAACACAAAAAAUAA
Penicillium brevicompactum is the source of this 1263-nucleotide messenger RNA. RefSeq names its product SPFH domain-containing protein. NCBI's taxonomy places the organism in Eukaryota, Fungi, Ascomycota, Eurotiomycetes, Eurotiales, Aspergillaceae. The coding region runs from base 1 to 1263 and encodes 420 amino acids. The transcript is spliced from 2 exons. The record is from RefSeq and is a predicted model, not a curated record. Gene Ontology annotation, cellular component: membrane.